GCCUCUCCGGUGACAGAGGUACAACGCCGGCGUUCCUUCGCAUCGACCGACCGACAGCGCAUCUCGGCAACUUCUCUCGAAGCUAUCCGACAGCUCCUGACCCCGUGGAUUUACGAUGAUCUGCACAAGUGCAACGAUGCGUGCGUCCACGACGAGACUCCUGCCGCUGUCGCUGCUGCUGCUACUGCCGCUGGCCUUGACGGUGGCGGAGGCGCGGGGCCACGCGGAGGAGCCCUGCCGCCAGGACGCGCCCGACGCCCUUCACCUCAAGCGGAUGAACGUCCCCGAGGAGCUGCUGAGGCUCGCCAGCGUUCUGCAGGGCCGGCGGCGGCAGGGCGGCGAGGACUUCGCCCUGCCGCCCUGCCCCAGCCGCGGGGGGGUGCUGCCCCCCGGCAGCCCCCUACAGGAGCGCUCCAUCUCCCCCUGGACGUACCGGCUGAACCGCAAGGCGGACCGCGUGCCCGAGGUGCUGCCCGAGGCGGCCUGCCUGUGCGCCGGCUGCGUGGAGCCGCACUCGGGCCGCGAGACGCACAGCGUCGUCUCCGUGCCCGUCAUGGGCCACGUGCGCGUGCUGUACCGCGAGCGGGCCGCGUGCGAGCCGGGCCACGCGCGCUACGAGGAGCGCUGGGAGGAGAUCGCCGUAGGCUGCACCUGCGCCGUGUACUCGGUGGCCAAGUAGGGGCCGGACGGGGGAUGGGGUGGGUGUUGGGCGUGUGUGUCAGUGUGCGUGUGUCUCAGUGCGUGUGU
Messenger RNA from Petromyzon marinus (sea lamprey), 747 nucleotides. RefSeq names its product interleukin-17C-like. The record is from RefSeq and is a predicted model, not a curated record. Gene Ontology annotation, biological process: inflammatory response. NCBI's taxonomy places the organism in Eukaryota, Metazoa, Chordata, Hyperoartia, Petromyzontiformes, Petromyzontidae. Gene Ontology annotation, molecular function: cytokine activity. Gene Ontology annotation, cellular component: extracellular region.